Messenger RNA from Phalaenopsis equestris, 1712 nucleotides. RefSeq names its product ribosomal protein S2, mitochondrial. Gene Ontology annotation, biological process: translation. Gene Ontology annotation, molecular function: structural constituent of ribosome. Gene Ontology annotation, cellular component: ribosome; mitochondrial small ribosomal subunit. The record is from RefSeq and is a predicted model, not a curated record. NCBI's taxonomy places the organism in Eukaryota, Viridiplantae, Streptophyta, Magnoliopsida, Asparagales, Orchidaceae.
CUUCUGACAUCAAUCAGCUAGGUCCGUCUGUCGAAGAGUUUGUCAAUGCAUGCGAUGUUUCGAGAGUGAAGGGUCUCGCUUUCAAGUUGUAUCGGCUGGCAAUAUGCCAUAGCGGCAGGUUCAGAAUUGGACCCACGAGAUCAAACCAGAGCUCUUUCAAAAAGAAAGGCUAGAGUUUCUUAAGAAGAAGAGCAAAAAAUGAGUCAUUUGCGAUUGGUCUCGCUGGGAGGAAAAGUCACUUGCUUCCAAAUAUAGGGGGCGCAAGGACGUAGGGUUGUUUCAUCAGGAUCCGGUCCCUUCCACCGAUGGUUGAGUAAGCUUCCUCUGUCCUCUAUCUUCCAGUCGAUCUUCCACUUGCGUUUCCGUUCGAAAGCAAGCUACUGCUUUCCUCACCACUGAGUACUCCGAACUGGUCCUUGCAAAGCCCUAUACUCGGCUUGUUCCCUUUUCUUCUUUCAGAAUCAAACUCUCGCCUUUUUUUCUUGAUACCACUUUUUGAAUCAAUCCCCACUUCUCUAGCUAUCCUUCUGCUUUCUCUUGUGCUGGCCAGCCUUCUGAAGCUCUUUUUGAACUACCGUCUUACAUUGCCUGCUGUGAAAGAUCAAGAAAUUGACCGGUGGGUGCUCCCUGUCCAACUGGUACUUUCCUUAUGACUCCGACUGUGGUUGACCUUAGAUUAGACCGAUUCUCCUGCUGCUCAACCUGCUAGUCAAGAAGAAUAGGCAAAAGCCUGCUGCUGCGGUCAUUUUCUUGCUUCUGAGUAGAUCAUAGAUUCCGUUGUGAACGCUAACUGAGUGGUAACUGAUAGAUAGAAUUUCUUUUGAAGCCUUCGGAGUGGCUCGCAUCAAGCAAGGAUUUUUUUCUGACCUCUCGUGUAUUUCCAAUUCAAAAUAAUAUCUUUCUUUUCAAAAGUCGAUUUUUCAUACAUAAUCAAAAUAGAUCUCGUCCACUGAAAGUGCAGCAAACCUCUUAUAUGAUCUGACUGAUUACCUGUCUCUCGAGAAAGUAAAAGCAAAAAUGACAAUCUCUAUAGUUUGUCAAAAAUUACUGAGUACGAACGCACAUCUCGGCCGUCGGGUAGCUGCUCACCAUUUCAAAGUUUAUCUAUGUGGUUCCAGAAAUGGAAUUGCUAUUCUCGAUUCAGACAAGACACUUCUUUUUUUACGAAACGCUUUUCAUUUUAUAGGAUCUCCCAUUCGUCAAAAAGGCCGUUCCUUCUUUUUCAAGAACAAGAAUAUCUUUCUAUCUGAGAUCAUGGAAGAGAUGGCGAGCUGUAUCAAUGAUUCUCAAUGGAGGAUCGGGGCUUUUUUGACUCAUUCUUGUUCAAGUCCGAAACAAAUCCGUUCGAGAAAGAAGAAGAUCAAUGACGGGUCGAACCAACAACCUGAUUGUGUAGUUCUUCUGGAUGCAGAUAGAAAGUCUUCGGUCAUACUGGAAGCUGAUCGAUCACAAAUACCUAUUGCAUCCUUAGUGGAUUCUACGAUCCCAUUGGGAUCCUAUCAAAGAAUAACUUAUCCCAUUCCAGCGAAUGCUCCUAUACAGUUCGUAUAUCUCUUUCGUCAUUCGAUCACGAAAACAGUGAUUCUUGAACGGGGAAGAAUCGUUGCGAUGAAGGAGACUGCGGGAUAAGAAAAAACUCAUCGAUUUCCAAGUCCAAGAAGAAUUGGUUUGAGUCGAUCGGUCGAGUGGUAAAAGACCCAGCUAGUGGGACC